Dermochelys coriacea (leatherback sea turtle) is the source of this 5435-nucleotide messenger RNA. RefSeq names its product axin 1 (gene AXIN1). Bases 380 to 2899 code for a protein of 839 amino acids. NCBI's taxonomy places the organism in Eukaryota, Metazoa, Chordata, Testudines, Dermochelyidae. The transcript is spliced from 10 exons. Gene Ontology annotation, biological process: negative regulation of canonical Wnt signaling pathway. The record is from RefSeq and is a predicted model, not a curated record.
GAACAAGAAACUGCAGCUGCAAAUGUUGUAGCAAGCGUUCUAGUACACAGAAAGCUUUGCAAGUGUGCGUUUCAGCACACAGCAGCUCCUAGCUUCGGAGAGGAUUCAGCCUGGAGCGAGUGUGUGAUCAGAAGGGAAGCACUGCAUUUUCUACCCACAUCACAGACAGGGCUCCUUAUUAGGAGCAGGGGAGGCCGGGCGCCAUUUGUAGGAGCCAACAGCAGGGAGACUGGGAACCCAAAGCAGGCCGGGGGGCCCUAUAGGAUCCAGAGUGGCGAACAUUGAAUGGACAAACACAUUCACUCUGGAACUACUGAUACUGGUGUUUUGAGACGAAGCCUGUUCCCUCAUUGUUCCUGUGCAAGCAGGCACCAUAAAAAUGAAUAUCCAGGGGAAAGGCUUCCCUUUGGAUCUUGGGGGAAGCUUUACCGAAGAUGCUCCAAGGCCACCAGUCCCUGGUGAGGAGGGUGAGCUAGUUUCUACAGAUUCAAGGCCAAUCAGCCAUGGCUUCUACUCUGGUAAAAGUGAUGUUAUUAAAAAUGAGACUUCCACAGCAACACCAAGGCGCUCUGAUCUGGAUUUGGGGUAUGAACCUGAGGGGAGUGCUUCUCCAACUCCACCCUACCUGAAAUGGGCUGAGUCGUUGCACUCCUUGUUGGAUGAUCAAGAUGGGAUAAAUCUGUUCAGGACUUUCCUGAAGCAGGAGGACUGUGCAGAUUUGCUGGACUUCUGGUUUGCCUGCAGUGGCUUCAGGAAGCUAGAACCCUGCGUCUCCAAUGAGGAAAAGAGGCUCAAAUUGGCUAAAGCUAUUUACAAAAAAUACAUUCUGGACAAUAAUGGGAUAGUAUCCCGGCAAAUCAAACCAGCCACAAAAAGCUUCAUAAAAGAUUGUGUGAUGAAACUGCAAAUUGAUCCUGACAUGUUUGACCAGGCCCAAACUGAGAUUCAGUGUAUGAUCGAAGAUAAUACCUAUCCUUUGUUCCUUAAGUCAGAUAUUUAUUUGGAAUAUACAAGGACAGGUGGGGAAAGUCCUAAAAUUUAUAGUGAUCAGAGCUCAGGAUCUGGGACAGGUAAAGGACUGCCUGGAUAUUUGCCUACUCUUAAUGAGGAUGAGGAGUGGAAGUGUGACCAAGACACCGAAGAGGAAACCAGCCGAGAUUCAGCCCCAUCCAGCAGGCUUACUCAGAAGCUGCUUUUGGAGACAGCAACCCAGCGUGCCACAUCAACCAGGCGAUAUAGCGAGGGAAGAGAGUUCAGGCAUGGGCCGUGGAGAGAGCCAGUUAACCCUUACUAUGUCAACACAGGGUAUGCUCUGGCACCAGCCACCAGUGCGAAUGACAGUGAGCAGCAGAGCAUGUCUAGUGAUGCAGACACCAUGUCGCUGACCGACAGCAGUGUAGAUGGGAUCCCACCGUACAGACUCCGAAAGCAGCAUCGCCGAGAGAUGCAAGAAAGUGCCAAAGCAAAUGGACGUGUGCCACUACCUCACAUUCCUCGUACAUACCGAAUGCCAAAGGAUAUCCAUGUUGAACCACAGAAGUUUGCUGCAGAGCUGAUUAAUCGCCUGGAGGAAGUACAAAGGGAACGUGAAGCAGAGGAGAAAUUAGAGGAGCGCCUUAAACGUGUUCGAGCGGAAGAAGAAGGUGAGGACGCAGACAUCUCUUCUGGUCCUUCAGUCAUUAGCCACAAGCUGCCUUCCGCCCAGGCCUUGCAUCACUUCACUCCUCGUUACUCCGAGAUGGGUUGUGCUGGGAUGCAGCUGCGAGAUGCUCAUGAAGAAAAUCCAGAGAGCAUUCUCGAUGAACAUGUACAGCGAGUAAUGAAAACGCCAGGUUGUCAGUCCCCUGGACCUGGCCGCCAUUCACCUAAGCCCCGGUCACCGGAAAGUGGCCAUGCUGGAAAGAUGCAAGGGACAGUACCUCCAGGGCAUGGCAAGCAUGCCACAAAAUCAGGAAUGAAACCGGAUGCAGCUAACUUACACCACCAUAAACAUAUCUACCACCACAUUCAUCACCAUAGCAUGAUGAAACCGAAGGAGCAGAUUGAGGCUGAAGCCACUCAGAGAGUGCAGAACAGCUUUGCUUGGAAUGUAGAUUCACAUAACUAUGCAACAAAAUCCCGGAACUACACUGAAAGCAUGGGCCUGGCUCCCAACCCAGCAGAUUCCUUGGGCUACAGUGGGAAAGCAAGUCUGCUUUCAAAAAGAAAUGUCAAGAAGACUGAUUCAGGGAAAAGUGAUGGUGCCAGCUAUGAGAUGCCCGGAUCUCCUGAGGACAUGGAGAGGAACCAGAAAAUCCUGCAGUGGAUCAUCGAAGGAGAGAAGGAGAUCAGCAGGCAUAAGAAAACAAGUCAUGGCUCCUCAGGUGCCAAGAAGCAGCUGGCCCAUGAUAUGCCCAGACCUCUCUCCAUCGAGCGCCCUGUCGCUGUGCACCCCUGGGUCAGUGCCCAGCUCAGGAACAUUGCCCAGCCUUCUCACCCAUUCAUUCAAGAUCCUACCAUGCCGCCCAACCCAGCCCCCAACCCUCUGACACAGCUGGAAGAAGCACGCAGGCGACUGGAGGAAGAGGAGAAAAGGGCUGGCAAACUGCCCCCCAAACAGAGCAGGUUGAAGCCCCAGAAGAGACCAGGCAAUGGCGCUUCCCAGCCAUGUGAGAAUAUCGUGGUCGCGUACUACUUCUGUGGAGAGCCCAUCCCUUACCGCACCUUGGUCAAGGGGCGCGUGGUGACGCUGGGACAGUUUAAGGAGCUGCUCACCAAGAAAGGGAAUUACAGGUAUUACUUUAAAAAAGUGAGCCAUGAGUUUGACUGCGGAGUGGUGUUUGAGGAGGUGCGCGAGGACGAGACCACCCUGCCCAUCUUUGAGGAGAAGAUCAUUGGGAAGGUCGAGAAGAUUGACUAAUGGGAGAGCCAAGAGGCCUGGGAAAGAUUUUGGAAAUCUCAACAGUCUAGAGCAGAUCCAGAGUUGGUGCUCUGGGAGGCACAGAUCCCACAGUGCUGGGCUGACCCAGGCUGAGGGAGGCACCUCGAUCCCUCCCAAGGACUUCCAGGAGCUACACGUUGCCAGUGGGAGGAGUUCCACCACACAGACUUGCCGGUGGGAUCCCCGCUGGGCUCCCUCUCCAGACAGAAUAUCACGUGUAUUGUAGCAUUGUACAGUUGAAUUAGAAAGUGUAAUAUGACCUUGUUUACUAAAGCUGCAUAUUUUUGAUAUAUUGUAAUAAAAGGAAAAUCUUUUCAAUGUCACAGUGCUCUUAUGUAAAUGUAAGACAUACAGGUACUUCGGAGCUCACCCAGCGUGUACAGCCAUCUGUCCAGCUCGGCAUGGAGCCUUGCCUUCAUCCGACCCUCCCCGUGUCCUGACAGUGGAUGGCUUUUAGUUGAUGCUACUGUGUGUGUGAGGUGGAGAACUCCCUUGGGGAAGUCCACACAAGCUGCUAUCUCAUAUGCUGAUAUGGAAGCCGACUCUUUGGCUGGCUCACACUAACAAUACAAAGGCCAGAGUAGUGCGGGGUUGAAAACCUGGGUUUAUGACAUAUUAACAAACCACUUUUAAUCUGUUUACCUUGCCAGUGUUUUAAACUACCAGAUCUCCUAGGAGUUUUUUCUCCAAGCGUUCUUGUGACUGAGUAAGCAUUGGAGGAGAGGGUUUGUAUUUAGGAGCUCUUAACACUGUGAUCUUUUGUUAGAGCACCCACUGCGGCUGGUUGUCGCUGGAGUCCAUGAGUGUCUGGUUCCUGCAACUCGGAUGCAUCCCAGUGAGUGUUAGCUACAGUACAGCCAGGAGGGGGCACCCAGGAGCAUGGAGCGCCAGGAUUAGGGAUGGGAUCGGCGGGUUCUGUUUUGGUGAGAGCCUUCUUUGUGAACUGCCGUCUCCUGCUCUUUUCUCCGCAGAUAAGAGGCGAUAGUUGGAGAAGUCUGGUGACACCUGCUCCCAGCCAUAAGCCUUUCCCGAGCACGUGCUUUGCCGGAGGGCUCUCAUCGUAUGUAAUUAGCAAUCAGAGAGCCCUCCAUUCAAGCCUCUUAGAAAGUUGCACCCCGCCAUGGGGGUUGUUGGCUGCAGAUCGUAAUAAUUUGUUGUGCUGUGGCAUGGCAUGUUGGCCCUGCUAAUGCUGAGACCUGACGUGGUCACGGGAGACUUAGCCAGAGCGAAUGUAGUGCAGAGAGAAAACCACUUGGAAACUUGCAGUUUCUGUUCCAUGCAGCCAGGAAAGGAGAGAAAUCUCACCAUGGGUUCUGCAGGUCAAUCUCUUCUGGUAGCACCGCUGCUAAUACCUAAAUCCUCUGAGAAAGGGCGCUCUGGAGAGACUGAUGAAGGCGCUAAUCCCCAGGAGCCGGAGGCAGCCUUUGGCUGUAUUUGUGGCCAGCCUUUGCCUGUAUUUGAGCUGUUUCUGCCUGUUUCCCCCUCAGUGGGCACAUGUGGGACCAUUUAUCAUCAGUAGAGCUGCCCAGGAAUCUCCUGGAAGGUUACAUCCCCUAAGGAGAGAUAUCACCCUGGCUGCAGAGAAGACAGGAUCCUCAGGGAAGGUUCCCAAAGGGCCAGUGUUUAUUCAGAAGCAAGAAUGCUGGGGGCUAAGAAUCCAAAGCGAUUGUUGUUUAAAUAUGCCCCCACAGAGCACACGAGACGGUCCAGGACGUAGCCCUGAGCCUGCUGCUCUGCGAGCAGCUGUCUUGUCCCUGCACCGUUCUGCAGGCCUCUCUUCACCCACCCACUAAGCUCCCUUAAUCCGCCACACUGCAGAUCAUCCCUUCACCUGAGUCAAGUGUAAAUAUUUGUCAAUUAAAUCACCCAGCGACCCAGACCCCCUUCAGAUACCAGCCCAUGCCCCACCUGCAGAUCAGUGGGCCUCUGUGUUGGUCCAUUUCUGCCCCACAGUAAAGGUGUGAGGACUUUCACAUCAGCACUGACUCUGGCCAUGGUUGUUCUUCUGUUGUGUUCUCAGCUCUACUCUUUCUGUUGGCUGCAGCGUUGCUAGAUGCAGGCGUGGUGAUGUCAGUAAGAGGUGAUAUAGUGGGAUAGGCCUGCGUGAUUGUGUAUCCACACAGGUAGGUUUGCCUCUCAGUAUAUUGUAUAUGUCACAGAGUGCCUUUUGAACACGGUUCUGUAACUUGCCUAUCACUAUGUGAAGUCCAGCAAAUGAGAAGUUGUUUUCAUCCAGGGAACUGCAUUACAAACAUUUUUUUUCUUCUUCUUUUUUUAAGUUCAGCUCAUAUUCUGUGUCUGGUGAGAUUGUUAAUGUACCCGACAGCCACAGGUUUUCCAUUUGCCCUUGUUUCUGAAGGGUUCCACUGUAAAUAUGUACAUUUUCUAACCGCAGCGUCAGCCGCCAGCGGAAUACCUACGAACGGUGUCUCCUGAGCGUUUUCAUGUGCUGACUUGUACAAUUAACUUUUAAAAGGUACUUGGAAAAUAAUUAAAUAAAAAACCCAACAUCCAA